AUGUCUGUUGAUACUGCUUCCAUUGCAGCCUUAAUCCUUCUCGCUUUUCUGUCUAUCAUCGUUUGUAUUUCUAACGCCUUCACCGUGUUUGUUUUCUGGGUCCAUAAAAGUAAAUUGAAACGAACAAGCUUCCUUGUUAUUAACUUGGCUGUGGCGGAUCUCCUUAUUGGACUCACAGAUACUGUAGAGGUCGGAGCAUUUGCUCUUUCAAGACAUAUCGGCUCAAACGAAACUAUUACGGAGAUGAAAGGUAGCAUUGUAGCCCCUUUUGUAGCAACUUUCUCGUGUGCAUCUGUUUUUUUUCUCGUGCUGAUUUCCCUGGAACGAGCCUUUGCUUUGAUUUGGCCGCUUCGACAUCGUGUAACAAGCAGAAAGGUCUACACCUAUAGCGUGGUUAUAGCGUGGCUAGCUGGGAUAACUAUAGGUGUAUUCAAUUUCCUUGCUGUAGUUAGAAAAUACCAAGUGAAGUAUUUUGCAGUUGCUGCUACAAUCAUUAUUAGUUUCUCCUUGAUUAUGAUUUGUGUGUCUUACCUGCCCAUCAGGAAAAGAAUUAACAACAGAUCUCCUGCUAUCGACACAGAGCAUAGCAGAAUAAACAUCGAACAAAACACAAAACUCUCCAAGACUCUUUUUAUCAUGAUCGGUGCAUCUGCUGCUUUGUGGCUUCCCAGCGUUAGAUGGUACAAUAUCAGUCUAUGGUUUCCAAGCCUGUUUCCUCAUUUUGUUGCUCACCUUUCCACAAUGGUACAUUUGACUAAUUCUCUUGUUAAUCCAGUCAUUUAUAGUUUUAAAAUGCCAAUAUUCAGGAGAAGCUAUGAACAAUUGUGAGACGAGCUAAAACUUGUCAAGCGAGCGAAAAGGUACACGGUAAAUUAAUUAGAGCCAGAGUAUUAGAGUCCAAAAAAAAUUAAAGGUUUGCUUAUAGUGGAAAGUGCACUUAGCUUAUCCAGCUAGUUUACAGGCACUCCACUCAAAUAAUUCUGAAACAAAUGAUGCAAAUAGAACAUAACAGAAAUGAUUCGAGGACAAGGACGGCUACGAGUGCGAGAUUGUACUUAAAGUUUUUUCGCGUCUUCUCAAAAUGUAGACUUCCCGGAAAGCUUCAUUUUAGCAUUUUUCACUAGAAAAGUUAGCAUUGUUAUUUUUAGUGAAGCAGGUUACGCGCUCUCUCGAUCGCAAAAUGAUACAACUUUUAAAUUUGAUAUCUUGUUUUCGCCACCUCAACAUUUGCGCAAAAACUCGUAGUAGAAUGACGACGGCUACCACGUUUUCCCGCCAACAUGACGCUGGUUCACGCGCGUACACUACUUAGUAUUGAGAAAAUCUCGUACUCGUGGUGUUACUCGUCUUAGAAUCUAACGCUCUCUACUAAAAACCCCAACUGGCGGGAGGCUGCACCAAUUGGCUAUUUACAAGUGUGACCGAGGAUUUGAAGUGGGGACGACAGAGAUAUCUUUGUUAGUUACUACUCAAACUUGGAAGCCAUGAAAGUCCAAUCGCGUAACCCUAAGCCAGUCAGAAUUGAUAAGCAUAGAUUAUUUAAAGAAAAAACCAGAGCGGUGCGUUUGUAAUAUUUCUUUGUAAUUUCAUUUUCUUACCAUCAACUUAGGCCAGGUUAAGCAAACGAGAAAAUUAUUUUCCUCUUUUUAUAAAUGAUUGAAGAAAUAUUUUAUGUAAACCAUCAAUUGAUAAAACCUGGGAUUUGUGGAUGUAGGAUGGUAGAAUGCUAGCCCAUAUUUAUAAAAACAGAAAAGAAAAACAGUUCAAAUUUUCCCUCGAUGUUUUGUGUUUUAUUAUGAUUAGUCAGUAAUUUUAUUGUUCUUGUUCUUGCUUGUGUUUUUUUUUUCUUCUUCUUUUUUUUUUUUUUUCGUGUUAAAUUAUAGUACUACACAUCUUUUCUUUUACUUCUUUUAAAUACAAGAAUUUUGCGGUGGUGACCGCAAAUUUAAUGGAAUCUUUAGAAACUGAAUUCACAUGUUAAAACGGAAUCCAUCAGGAAAUUGAGUAAUUUGAACUUUGAGUGGACAAAAACCUUGAACCGGAAUGAUUUAAACAAUAUCGCAUUCUUUUUUUACUUUUUUCAAGGGCUGUAGAUAUAAUUCUUAUCUAUAAUAACACCAACUAUUCCUAAUGGGAUCCCGAGAAAAUAAAUGUCAGAUUUCACAAGAAUUGUAAAAACACAGGUAAAAUUCUGAAAAUUUCAUGUGUAAGAUGUCAUUUUGUGAAAUCUGACAUUCGUUAAAUUUUCUCGGCCUCCCAUUAGAAAUUUUCUUCGGUGUUAUUACAGAACCUUCUUAAUAAUUUAUAAUUUCAACCUUAUUUUAGCUUCACCUGUCCAAUAUUGAAAUGAUAAUUUUCUUACAUUUGAUCGUUUCGUACUGUAAACAUUGUACAUAUCUGAUGUUAGCUGUUUUAUUUUUUGUUUAUUUUCUUCUAUAGAUAAUAGAUUUCCUUAAUUUACACCCAAUGUCAAAAUAAAGGCCUUCAGUUCUUCAUCAUCAUCUUGUUCUUCUUCCUUUUGUGUUGAAGUGACAUAUGUGAAUCAGUCUCUCAAAUUAAAUUGACUUGGUGUUAAACAAUUCAUUAUCUUUCAUGAAGCUCUCUUGGUACAUUGUGUUAAUAUGAAGGGCCUUUUCAAGCCAAGGUAGUUCAGGUAACGUUAUCACACCGGUAGGCUCUCAUGCGGAUUAUAAUCUUCUCCGAAAAAAGAAACUCAGACAUGUAACUUUAUCUCUGUCGUUAUGACAAAUGAUACGGCAGCCAUUGUAGUUUUGUGCCUUCUUGGUCUUCUAUCCGUCUUUGUUUUUAUUUCUAACACUUUCACUGUGUUUGUUUUCUGGGUUCAUCGAAAGAAACUAACGCGAGCAAGCUUUAUCGUUAUCAACCUGGCUGUGGCGGACCUCUUUACUGGGCUCACCGAAAUAAUGGAGGUCGCUGGUGGGUGGACUUUAGCAGAUCAAAUCGACUCAAACAAAACAAUCCAAGGAGUCAAUGAAAGCGUUCCACCUUCUUUUCAAAUCUUAUCCUCGUCCGCAUCUGUAUUUUUUCUUGUUCUGAUUUCUCUGGAACGAGCCUUUGCCUUGAUCUGGCCGCUUCGUCAUCGCGUAACAAGCACCAAGGUUUACAUUUACAGUGUGGUUAUCGCAUGGUUAGCUGGGAUAGCUAUGGGUGUAAGCAGUUUUAUUGCUUUCCUUGGAAUCUAUAAUUUAACGUAUUUCGCGGUUGGUGCGGCGGUCAUCAUCGGUUUCUCCUUGAUUACGAUUUGUGUGUCUUACCUGUCUAUCAGGAAAAGAAUUAACAACAGAGCUCCUGCUUUCGACAAAGCGCACAGCAGAAUAAGUGUUGAACAAAAUACAAAGCUCUCCAAGACUCUUUUCAUCGUGAUAGGAGCAUCUGUUGCCUUAUGGGUUCCUAGCCUGACAUGGUACAAUAUCAGUGUUUGGUUUCCACGUCUGUUUCCUCAUUUUGUGAUUCACAUUUUCACAAUGCCACUUAUCACCAAUUCCCUUGUCAAUCCAAUAAUUUAUAGCUUAAGAAUACCAGUAUUCAAAAAAACCAUGCAACAAGUGAGAAAUAAGCUUAAAGUUGUGGAGCGAUCAAAGAGUUAUACAUUUAGUUAA
Messenger RNA from Porites lobata, 3620 nucleotides. The record is from the annotation of a GenBank genome assembly. NCBI's taxonomy places the organism in Eukaryota, Metazoa, Cnidaria, Anthozoa, Scleractinia, Poritidae.